CGUCAUUGUUACAGAGUCAUUGUCAAUCAGAGACAUGGACAGUGACCUUGUUUUGCGAUAGAUACGUAAAAUUCCGUUAUACGCAUACUCGCAAGAAGUGUAACGAAUCAAUCUUAUUGAUAACAUAAUUCACUUAUCCAAUUGUGCUUAUCUACAUAGUUUAGCCAUACUCUGUUCCGUUUUCUGACCCAAGCUAGCCUACAUAUAUAAACUCAAUUUUGUCUCUGCGAGAGCAUUUUAAUCGUAAAUAGACAGUUAUUAUUUAAUACUCGUUUUUUCUGUCAUUUAAACUCUCAAAUAGAACGCAAUAAUUUUACCGAACUACUUACGCACAUAUUUUUAGUUUAAGACUUAAAUAUUAAAGACUUCCAUUUAUCAAUUUAAUUGUACAGAUUGACACACCCAAGCCACACCACAUCAGUGUUCACGAAGAUAGGAAAAAUGCUGAAAGCAUUCUCAGUUCAAUUUUUAUUCUGGGUUUUAAUUCCGAUACAAAUAUCCGCCAUUUUGUGGGAUGACUUUAGAGUUAAAUUCGGGCCAUCCGCGAAUCGUACUGAAACAAAUUCCUUCGUACGAAUGCCUACCAAUGUCAAUAAUGCAAUUGCGGCAGGAAUGGUUAACACCAGCCCGGAGUGCAUCAACGGAGGAAAAUAUUUCGGGUUUCGGUAUAAAAACCGAAAUUCGGACGGGAUUUAUUUACUCUUUGAUAAAAACGGGGUCAUUGCAGGGAUUCAAAUGUCGUUGGCCAAAGACGACAUUAUGAAACAAAACAAUCCAUAUCGUUUCGAUUUACUCCCAAUGUUCCAAAAUGAGACAAUUCGUGGAAAACAGUAUACCUUUCUAACUGCAUAUUUCGUCAACCCAGCCAUCAUCUGUACCACCGGGCGUGAUCCGACGACUUACCAUGCCGAGGGGACAGGCAGUGGUCUCUACUUUCAAAAUGGUCCCACCCCACAUCCCUCCAACGUUGUCGACGUCCCCACCUACCGUCCCGACGCGGCUGCUGAGGGCUACACCAACUGUGAAUGCCUCCCUGGGAUGGGAUUCCAUAACUUUUGGCAGGUGGAAAAAUGGGAUGACACCAACUGUCGGGAAGUCCAGCCCAUCCAACUCCUCUACAACUGGGAUGGCGCCAUGAUCGGAUUCGUGUUCCAGAUUUUGGCGAAAUCUUCAAACCCUCAAUUUGAAGUGCCUCCGAGCCGACUUAUCAAGGCAAUCAUUGGAAUGGAUCGGACACCCAAGUGUAUCAUGGAAACGAACGAAAAAUAUGGGACUGCAGCGCUACACAUUUAUUUUAUUGAUAAGCCUUGGGAUUUUAAGUGUCCUGCGGUAGUGGCAUGAAGUGCAGAAAAAUUUAGAGAAUUUUGUUACCAGAGUUUCUGAAAAGUCGCAAAUAAAUAUAAUGCAUUAAAUAAGUUACA
Molecule: messenger RNA, 1421 nt
Organism: Folsomia candida
Lineage: Eukaryota; Metazoa; Arthropoda; Collembola; Entomobryomorpha; Isotomidae
Exons: 7
Coding region: 442-1341 (299 amino acids)
Source: RefSeq, a predicted model, not a curated record